AUGUCGGCUUUUCUUCUAAGGGUGGUGCCCCCAGCUCAUCCUGAAUCAAUCAGACAAGGAAAAAGAUUUCUGAAAACCAUUCCUCAAGGUUCAUUAGGAACAAGGAAUGACAAGAACAAGAUGGGCUGGAACUACUUUGUUUCUUCCUCCUCUCGAUCCUCUGGUGCAGAUUUCAGGCCUUCUUAUAUAGCUGCGGCUGUUUUAGAGCCUGAAAUUGGAAUCUCCUCUCAGCAGAAGGUUUAUGAUGUGGUUUUGAAGCAAGCUGGUUUAUUGAAAAGGGUGCAAGAAGAUGGUCAUGAAGAAGUGAUCAUCAAACCUGAUGUUGUUUUGCCAGGGACCUUAAGCUUGUUGAUGAAUGAAGCUUAUGAUCGUUGUGGUGAAGUUUGUGAAGAGUACAUUGCUGAUGACUUUGGAGAGGCGAAGGGCGAUUUGGGCAAUUUAUGGAGAACAGACGAGCUUGUUGACGGGCCAAAUGCACCGCACAUAACACCAACGGCGUUGGACAAAUGGGAAUCGAGACUGGAUGACAUUUUUCGUGGGCGUCCAUUUGACAUGCUUGAUGCUGUAUUAGCAGACACUGUUUCCAAGUUCCCUGUCGAUAUUCAGCCCUUCAAAGAUAUGAUAGAAGGAAUGAGAAUGGACCUUAGAAAAUCGAGAUACAAAAACUUUGACGAAUUGUACCUGUAUUGUUACUAUGUGGCCGGGACUGUGUCCCUCAUGAGUGUCCCUGUUAUGGGCAUUUCUCCAAAAUCUAAAGCCACGACCGAGAGUGUUUACAUCGCAUCCCUAGCUCUGGGAAUCGCAAAUCAGUUGACCAACAUCCUUAGGGACGUUGGAGAAGAUGCUAGAAGGGGUAGAGUAUAUCUACCUCAGGACGAGUUGGCUUUGGCUGGGCUAUCGGACGAGGACAUAUUUGCUGGAAAGGUAACCGAUAAAUGGAGGGAUUUCAUGAGGAAUCAAAUAAAGAGGGCUAAAAUGUACUUCGAUGAAGCUGAGAAAGGAGUUGCAGAACUCAGCUCGGCUAGUAGAUGGCCAGUGUCGGCUGCAUUGGUUCUGUAUAGGCAAAUACUUGACGAGAUCGAACAAAAUGACUACAACAACUUCACAAAGAGAGCUUAUGUUAACAAACAUAAGAAGAUAAUUACAUUACCGUUUGCAUAUGCCAAAACUCUCGUUCCCUUCGUUAACAACGUCCAAGCAUAA
Molecule: messenger RNA, 1203 nt
Organism: Impatiens glandulifera
Lineage: Eukaryota; Viridiplantae; Streptophyta; Magnoliopsida; Ericales; Balsaminaceae
Product: phytoene synthase 2, chloroplastic-like
Exons: 6
Coding region: 1-1203 (400 amino acids)
Biological process (GO): carotenoid biosynthetic process
Molecular function (GO): geranylgeranyl diphosphate synthase activity
Source: RefSeq, a predicted model, not a curated record